This is a messenger RNA of Hyla sarda, 4830 nucleotides long. It is a transcript of the gene FBXW11, whose product is annotated as F-box and WD repeat domain containing 11. The record is from RefSeq and is a predicted model, not a curated record. Bases 402 to 2093 code for a protein of 563 amino acids. The transcript has 14 exons. NCBI's taxonomy places the organism in Eukaryota, Metazoa, Chordata, Amphibia, Anura, Hylidae. Gene Ontology annotation, molecular function: protein dimerization activity.
ACAAUCCACAGGUUAGGGGGCGCAAAUGACUUGCCUUGCCCCGGGUGCUGACAACCCACACUACGCCACUGCCUAUAGGUGACCCCUAUGUGUCUAUGUACAUACACGGUAUGAAGGAAUAGACCUGGAAGAUCACUCCUGUAUCUAAGGCUGACCCUUGAACCCAUCCCCUCCGCUCUGCGGCAGUAAUGCCGUACUAUAGCUGGUCACGGCGGGGGAGUCUGCGCCAGCCAUUCCAUCCUCUCACAACCCCCUAGCAACGAACUCCGCACCGUCCACCCUGCUAUUUACGAUCACGUGAUGCGCACGUCAUUACGUCCGUGCGUCGAGCUUCCGCCUGCCUUUGCUGCGUUUCUCGGGGUGGGGGGAAGGGGAGACUAUCAGCCUCGGUGUUAGAGAUCAUGGAGUCUGACUCAGUCAUAGAGGAUAAAACCAUUGAGCUGAUGUGUUCUGUGCCAAGGUCUUUGUGGCUAGGCUGCUCCAACCUGGUAGAGAGCAUGUGCGCACUGAGAUGCCUGCAGAGCAUGCCCAGUGUCAGAUGUCUCCAGACUACGUCUGUUAUGGAUGAUCAGAAUGAAGAUGAAUCUCCAAAGAAAAUCACUUUAUGGCAGAUAACUCAUGGAACAUCAUCAGUGAUUGUACCCAGAAAGCGCACAUCUGAUGGAAAUUAUGAGAAAGAGAAGGACUUGUGUAUAAAAUAUUUUGAUCAGUGGUCUGAAUCAGAUCAGGUUGAAUUUGUUGAACAUCUUAUUUCUCGAAUGUGUCACUACCAGCAUGGACAUAUUAAUUCUUACUUGAAGCCCAUGUUACAACGAGACUUCAUUACAGCACUACCAGAACAGGGCUUGGAACAUAUUGCAGAAAAUAUACUGUCUUACUUGGAUGCCCGAUCACUGUGUGCAGCAGAACUUGUAUGUAAAGAAUGGCAAAGAGUGAUUUCAGAAGGCAUGCUAUGGAAAAAACUUAUUGAAAGAAUGGUCCGUACUGAUCCUUUGUGGAAGGGUUUAUCAGAAAGGAGAGGAUGGGAUCAGUAUCUUUUUAAAAACAGACCUACUGAUGGCCCACCAAAUUCAUUCUACAGAACACUUUAUCCCAAAAUUAUUGAAGAUAUUGAGACAAUAGAAGCAAACUGGAGAUGUGGAAGGCAUAAUCUGCAGAGAAUCCAAUGCCGUUCUGAAAACAGUAAAGGAGUUUAUUGUCUUCAGUAUGACGAUGAUAAGAUUAUCAGUGGACUGCGGGAUAACUCUAUUAAGAUAUGGGACAAAACAACCUUGGAGUGUCUAAAAAUUCUAACGGGACAUACAGGGUCAGUCCUUUGUUUACAGUACGAUGAGAGAGUCAUAGUUACUGGUUCUUCAGACUCCACUGUAAGAGUUUGGGAUGUGAAUAGUGGAGAGGUGCUAAACACACUCAUUCAUCACAAUGAAGCAGUACUUCAUCUUCGAUUCUGCAAUGGUAUAAUGGUCACCUGUUCUAAGGACCGAUCUAUUGCCGUCUGGGAUAUGGCAUCUCCCACAGACAUCACACUGCGGCGUGUUCUGGUUGGCCAUCGUGCAGCAGUUAAUGUUGUCGACUUUGAUGACAAAUAUAUUGUUUCAGCUUCUGGUGAUAGGACAAUAAAGGUUUGGAGCACUAGUACAUGUGAGUUUGUUCGCACACUAAAUGGGCACAAACGGGGCAUUGCUUGUCUACAGUACCGAGAUCGUUUAGUUGUAAGUGGAUCUUCAGAUAAUACUAUCAGGUUAUGGGAUAUAGAAUGUGGAGCAUGUUUGCGGGUUUUAGAAGGCCAUGAAGAGCUUGUGCGCUGUAUAAGAUUUGAUAACAAGAGGAUUGUCAGUGGAGCCUAUGAUGGAAAAAUAAAGGUUUGGGAUCUGCAAGCUGCCUUGGAUCCGCGAGCACCUGCCAGCACCUUAUGUUUGCGUACUUUGGUGGAACAUUCAGGACGUGUGUUUCGGCUUCAGUUUGAUGAAUUCCAAAUCAUUAGCAGUUCCCAUGAUGACACCAUUCUGAUCUGGGAUUUUUUAAAUGUUCCUUCAAAUGCUCCUAAUGAAACCCGUUCUCCAUCUAGAACAUAUACUUACAUCUCCAGAUAGCAUUGUGCACUUUUAUUUCCUUACAAGGGAUUAGCUAUACUGAACUACUGUACUGGAUAUGUGGAUACUGCGAGAAGCUCAUGUACUAGUAAUUAUCUGAGAUUGUUACUGGUGCCACUUACAAGUCAACUUUAACUUAUAUUGUCUCUCGUUCUUAUUACUAUGAAGUUACAAGCCACUUCAGGAGAUGCACAUUGAAGUUCUGUUCCAUAAUUUGCAUCUAGAAUCCAAAGCUGAAAAUGUAAAUUUUAUAUAAGAACUGAACAUUUGCUGAGGGGAAUAAGUACAAAAGGAUGCAACCUCAUUUUUUUUGCACUUAGUGACUCUGAAGGAGAAUGUUUCCCAAUAGGUUUUGGGUGCCAAACAUAUCCAAAUGUUCUUUGUGCUUCAUUUUUCUUUCCAACUUUGAACAUGGAAAAUACUUUGUUUAGCAUGUAUGUGGUAGGAAAUGUAACUGUAUAUGCCAUUGUUGCUCUGUUGGGAUAUUUUUUCACUCAUGUUUAUCAAUCUUUGUGUUUCAUUGAUGACAGCUACUCGUUUCUUUUGUAGCAUCUUUUUCCUUCCUAAUCUUUUUUUUCAUGAAUCACCACAACCAAGCUUAUAGGAUUAGCCAUGUAACACAACACUAGGAGAAAAAAAGCAGCGUGCCCUGUUUCUGUAUUGUGACCCAGAGCACAAGCUUUAGAAGUAUUUUAUCCUAAGAGUUGAACCUGUUAGGUAAACUGGAAAAAUAGUCAACAAAUCUUUUCUACUUUUCUGGACUGUUACAUCUGUGUUUUUUUUCAACAUUAUGAUGCUUGAUAUUCUAUUCUUCACAUAUUUCAUAUCCAUCGCUCCAAUAAAUACCCAGAUCUCACAAGUGGCUCUUACUGCUUGAAUCUCACUCUUCUAUGGUACAAAAUGGAAUUCAUUGUUGGAGCCAACUCAUCAUAAAGUUACUGAUCGGAAAGGGAUUCCAAGGGGUCUAAUCAUUCCAAGUUUCAAAAAUUUUGAGUCCUUUUUAACAAGUAUAAUUCAUUGAUAGAUUUGGUUGACAGGUGCACUUUAAAGAAAAUAUCUGCAGUCAGUAUUCAGCUAUAACAGGUUUUAACAUUAAGCUCCCUGCUAUUUUAAAAAUUGUAAAAUUAAUGUUCCUAAUUUGUGCCAAAGUAACCAUUGUGAUGUGUUUUUUUUUUCCCCCUUCCUUGGGUGUUUUUUUUUUUUUUAUUUUAUUUUUUUUGAGUUGCCGUUAUAUUGUAAAAUGCAUUUGGGCAGAUUAGCUCUCAUAACUUUCAACUAUAACUUGGCUUUUUCUUGGUAAUUCUGUUUAUAUUUGAUUAAAAUGUAAAAUAUGUUUACGUGCAAAUGUGAAUAGAAUAUUAAUAUGCCAUUAAUGUGUAAAUCUUAAUCUUAUUAACCAACAUGAAUGACUUCAGCAGUCUGAAAUCACGAUGUACUGUAGUUGUCAUGGAACAAAUCUGUACAGUAUGAUUCCUGUGGGCCACACAAUGUAUAUAAGCACAAAUAUGUAAGAUGCUUUGUUCUGUGUUUGAAAGUUCAGUCAGUACGUACAUUUGCCGAACAUUAAAGUCUACAAUACUGUCUGCCCUUUAUAUUCGGAAUGAUAGGCUCUCAACUGUUACAUGAAAAUUAUUGUAGGUUGAGUCUUAUUUUUUACAUUGAAUGCACCAGAAAUGUCUAGUGAAUUAGACCGAAUUUACAGGGAACCCUGUUGGAAUUAUUCCUUCUAAUAGUACAUAUUUUCAUAUGAAACAGUACUUAAAGUGAAGCCCUGCUUUGGAGUGAAUAUUUUAUCGGUCACCUUGGGUAUUGCCGGAAAAACCUCAGAAAUAGGGCUAUGUUAAGUCACUGGGAUUUCUGCUGUACGGGUUUAACCUCGCCUUUUUAGCAGCUUGUUCUCAGCUAAAAUAAUCUAGCUCCACAGACAAAAAGUGAAGGGCAAUGUGGGAAGUUAGAUUUUUUUUUUUUUUUUUAAAGCAAACAGGUCAGUGACUUACCACAACUCUAUUUUUGAAAUGUAUUAUUAAAUAACAAGAUUACAGGAUGGCCAUCUAGCCAAGCCUCUAGAAAAACUGGAGUGGGGCUACGUUUUAAGGCCAACAUAUUUGUAUUUCCAUCUUCCUGGCUGAGAACAAGUGUUUAUUUUUUUUGCAAACCCUACCAACACCCCCAAAGCAACAUAUUUGAUUAAGAUUAAGCUGUUUAUAGUUAACUGCUUUUGUGUGUUUUCCUGCUAAGCCAUUUAAUAAAGUCUGUAAUUGUUAUUUUACAUUUGGAUACAUCUGAAACAUAGUUAACAGCCUUGCUAUCAGUGAUGCCAAUGUCGUCCUGUCAACCUUAUGUUUGUGUAAUGAGCACAAGUUGCUUACUCUAUUUACCCGGAAUUAUUGCUCAUUAAAAAGUGUAUAAUGCUUGUAUUAAAAUUCCAUUCCCCUAAAACCUGUUUUAAAAAUUGUUUUGUAAUUAUAUUUAGUGUAACUUGCAGGUGAAUUUUUGUCCCCAUAGAGACUCUGAAAUACACUAACUUUCUGGCUGCGCUCUUGACAUUAUUUUGCAAACAAUUACUGGACAUAUGUACAUGAAUACUAUUUAAUUAGAAGCACUGGGAAACUUUUUAGUUCUGUGUGUAUCCUUUAUUUGAGCAUAUGUGUAUGAAUAGCUUAUUGAAACUGUAAAUAUAUUGUUUAUCAAAAGCUUUGUACUGUGGAAUGUGCUUAAUAAAAAAAACUGCUGAUAG